UCUCCAUUCCUUCUUCUUCUCACAUCAUUAUCAAAUGGCCCAUCUCAAGGCAGCAUUCUACCUAUUAUUGCUAGCUAUCUCCAUCACCUUUACCAACUCGGCCCGAAUCCUCGAUGAGGAGGUCCCACCUACAGGUGGCCCAGUGGUCUCCCCUGUGGUGUCCAAUGCAAUUGCGCCACCUGUCGUUGUCCCCACUCAAUCCAGCAUUACUUCGCCGGUGUUGACACAACCAGGUGUGGGUGGGCCCACCACCAGUAGUGCCACAGUGGCUGAUGCUGAUCCCCACCACACAUUAUCCUUCUUCAUGCACGACAUUAUCGGCGGGACGAAUCCGACCGCUAGAGCAGUGACUGGGAUUGUGUCUAACUCAGCAAUCAACGGCCAGCUCGCCUUUGCCAAACCCAAUGGCGCGGUCCUCCCAAUCAAUGGUGGUGUUCCACUCACUAACAGCAAUAAUGCCGUAAUAAACAACAAUAACAUUCCCUUCCUCACCGGCCUUGGCGGUCAGACAACGACGACGGUGAUUCAAAACAAUGGAAACAACAUCGCCGGCAGCAACGGGCUUCCGUUCGUCAACGGGGGCCAGCUGCCGGCAGGGACCACCCUCCAGAGCCUCUUAUUCGGGACGAUGACAGUGAUUGACGAUGAGCUGACUGAAGGACAUGAGCUGGGGUCCGUCGUGGUCGGGAAGGCUCAGGGGUUCUAUGUGGCUAGCUCAGAGGACGGAACGAGUCAGACCAUGGCGUUUACGGUCAUGUUCGAGAGUGGCCACUACAUCGACACUCUCAGCUUCUUCGGUGUCCACCGCACCAUGUCGUCGGAAUCUCAAUUGGCUAUCAUGGGUGGGACAGGGAAGUACGUGAAUGCCAAGGGAUAUGCAACCGCUCAAACCAUUCAUCAGGUGGAUCAGCACACAACUGAUGGAGUUGAAACGCUCCUACACUUCACUGUCUACCUCUCUUACUAAUGGGCUUGAGAAAUGCUUAGAUGUUCGCGGCCCACGUCUGUGAGAUCCAGGAAAUUCAUUGGGUCCGUCCACUGAAAACAUACCUUGGCCCAAAAAUCAGGCCCGUCCACUCGUCGGGUGGGGAACACACAUUGUAUGGACUGAAAAUUACCCUAUGAUCUACACAUAACAUACAUGCGUGGCCCACUUGAUGAGAGCUCGACAGCGUGGAUUUUGGGCUGGUGAAUGUGCAAUGUGGGUCCACCUGAUUAAUGGGCUGGAUCUUGCAUACGAUUGGCGUGGAUCUCCAAGCAUUUCUCAGUACAAAAUGUUUUUAAUUGUAUUCCCAAGUUCAAAUCUCUAUAUAUAAUAGAGAUUAAGAUCAAAAGAGAAGUUGGGUUUGCUUUAUGAA
Messenger RNA from Magnolia sinica, 1358 nucleotides. RefSeq names its product dirigent protein 25-like. NCBI's taxonomy places the organism in Eukaryota, Viridiplantae, Streptophyta, Magnoliopsida, Magnoliales, Magnoliaceae. The transcript has a single exon. The coding region runs from base 35 to 967 and encodes 310 amino acids. The record is from RefSeq and is a predicted model, not a curated record.